Labrus mixtus (cuckoo wrasse) is the source of this 1274-nucleotide messenger RNA. It is a transcript of the gene plac8l1, whose product is annotated as PLAC8 like 1. Lineage: Eukaryota; Metazoa; Chordata; Actinopteri; Labriformes; Labridae. The record is from RefSeq and is a predicted model, not a curated record. The coding region runs from base 102 to 629 and encodes 175 amino acids. The transcript is spliced from 4 exons.
CCCCUCUUCUACCUCCCUGUUCCUGCUGACUCCCUGCUCACCCCUCUCCUCUUUUGCCUCCUCACCUCCCCCCUCUCUGGAUGCCAAUAUAACUUCUAGACAUGGAGCAGACAACAGUCACACAGCAACCAGAGCUGUCAAGCACAAAAGCCUCAGCAUCUGUGCUUCAAGAGGAGGAAGUGGUGUGCUACACUACUGGAAGUGAAUGCAACUUGAGGUCGAACGAUGUUCCUGCAGAGACAAAAGCAGUGCUCGCACAGCCGGGCCUGGGAGUCACCACUACGACCAUCACCACCAUCACGCAGACGGGAGGCGAUUGGAGCACCGGCCUGUUGGACAUCUGUGGAGACAAAACAACAUGUAUUCUUGGGGCUCUUGUACCAUGUUGUUUAGACCUGAGUUUGGCUCACCAAUAUGGUGAGUGUCUCUGCAUGCCUCUGCUGCCAGGAUCCACUUUUGCCUUCCGGGUUGGGAUCAGGGAGAGAUACAAGAUACGGGGUAGCGUGUGUGAGGACUGGACCACAGUGUAUUGCUGUUACCCUCUGGCUGUGUGUCAGAUGAUUAGAGAGAUGAAGUGGAGGAUGAAGACACAGACAUAUCAUGUGUCCACUGCCCUUGAAUGCUCCUGAAGAGAUCCCUGACAGUAAAUGAGUCCUGUCCUUAAACCAUUUUACAACGGAGACUUUUGAAGGCCAACUGAGAUUACUGGUAUGACCUGCUCCAAGAAUCAAUACUAUCAGGCUUCAACUCACUUUGAAAUUCCCCUGAGGAUGCCAUUGGCAACUUAAUCAAGCCUUCUGUACAACAUGCAUAACACUGCGGAAAUCAUUUGAUUAAUAGCAUUUUUUUUGUCAUAGUGUCUAGAGAUUAAAACAAUUCAUGGACCUCUGUAUUAUGAAUAAAAAUAAAUAAACUCUUAUUUUCAUGGAGAGACAGGAGCUCAUCUGCUAUAUUUUAAGUUAAUCAGGUUGCAAGAUGCAUGCUCUUCUCGUUUCAGUAGAUUUUUCUGGCGACAAGCAGCAUCAACCAUCUGGUACAACUCUCAGCCAGACAAUAAAAACAAAGGAAAAAAAACAGCAAUUUCCUUUUAUAUCUUAAAAUAUUGUCAUGCAUACAGCCAAUUCCCUCUCAUCCCCUGAAAAUAGAGACACUCUGAACUACCGAAGCUGUCAUUUUAAUGUUUGUUUUGAUCUUAAUCAGAAAACAACCAAAUGCCAUUCAACCCAGUUUAUAAUGUUUGAAUCCGAGGUAAACUUUGGUGGGUUCAACUUCUU